Messenger RNA from Cooperia oncophora, 459 nucleotides. NCBI's taxonomy places the organism in Eukaryota, Metazoa, Nematoda, Chromadorea, Rhabditida, Trichostrongylidae. The record is from the annotation of a GenBank genome assembly.
GCCCCAGGUGUCGGAGGCAAGCCUGGACCACCUGGAAUGCGUGGAAUGCGUGGUGCCAAGGGAAUACCUGGACAACCAGGUCGAGAUGGCACUCCUGGAAUGCCUGGUCCGCAAGGUCCACCUGGACCACCGGGGCCAGAUGGAAAGACAGGACCGCCCGGAAUAAAAGGAGAAGACGGAGAGCAGCUCGUGAGCAGAAAGGGACCACGUGGCUUACCGGGUGAGCCGGGUGAACAAGGACCCCGAGGCUAUCCUGGACGAAAUGUGCACGUUGGGUCGAUGGGUGCACCGGGUAGAGAUGGAGUCCAAGGAUUUCAAGGAGCUGCAGGUCCAGACGGUGAACCGGGACCAGUCGGUCCACCUGGGAAUCCAGGAAAAGAUGCUACGUACUGCAAAUGCCCGAGGAGAGGAGACCCUGACGGUCCGCCACGUAACUGGAAACGUCUCCGUUUGCACUAG